AUGUCUACCGCGGCGACCCCGUCGCCAACAACUCCCUCCCACUCCACCACCACAGGCCGCAAUUUGGACGCCGCCAUAGAGACGGCGGACGUUCCAGAAGCAUUCCCCGUCUUCGAAGAAGACUCUCUUGAGGGUUCGCCCUCUUCACCGCCUUGUCCCUCCCCCUCCCCCUCCAUCCGCCGCCGUUCUCGCCAAGUCAACGAGAACGACCGCCGCGCCUUCUUUGGCUUGCCCAAGCCGAAGGUAUUUAACUACGUCGACCUCGUCAAGGCCCUGCGAACUCCCCCUGCCCCCGGCUAUCUGCCAAAAGCCCCAACCAGCCAAUCCAAGCCAGCUCACCUCUCUCACACCGGCGCCAUGGGCGCAAUUAAAGUCCCAGUCCCAGGGCCAGCACGCCUCAAGCGAUCAGCAGGACCCGACGAGUGGCUCGAAGCAGCAAAAAACUGCAAGUACCUCUCAGAAUACCACAUGAAGCAGCUCUGCGAGAUUGUCAAAGAGUUCAUGAUGGAAGAAUCAAAUAUCCAACCCGUUUCUACGCCUGUCACGAUCUGCGGCGAUAUCCAUGGUCAAUUCUAUGACUUACUCGAACUUUUCCGAGUCGCAGGGGGCAUGCCUAAUGAAUCGGCGCCCGAAACACCCGUUACGCCCGCAAAUAUCAUCACUUCCGCAGACAUUGAACCGCCUUCUACCAUCACAGACCCGAAACUCAAGAAGAAACUGAAACUGGGAGGAUCCGAACACCCUGAUACGCCAAGCGAGAAGAGCAGUGAGAUUAGCGACGCUGAAGAGAUACCCUCAUCACAACAAUCCGAGAUUGAGGACGAGAGAUCAGAAUCAGGUAACAUCAUCUCACGCAAACAAAACGCCAAUUUCAUCUUUCUUGGAGACUACGUUGAUCGUGGAUACUUCUCCCUUGAAACACUCACACUUCUACUUUGCCUCAAAGCGAAAUACCCCGAUAAAAUCACCCUGGUCAGAGGAAAUCACGAAUCUCGCCAGAUCACCCAAGUGUACGGCUUCUAUGAGGAGUGUGUACAGAAAUAUGGAAACACUUCAGUAUGGAAAGCCUGUUGCCAAGUCUUCGAUUUCAUGACGCUGGGAGCCAUAGUAGAUGGCAAAGUUCUGUGUGUACACGGUGGCCUCUCCCCAGAAAUCAGAACCCUCGAUCAAGUCCGAGUUGUCGCACGAGCACAGGAAAUUCCGCACGAAGGCGCGUUCUGUGACCUUGUAUGGUCAGACCCCGAAGAUGUUGAAACAUGGGCAGUAUCACCUCGAGGAGCCGGAUGGCUGUUUGGCGAUCGAGUUAGCCAGGAAUUCUGCCACGUCAACGGACUCAACCUCAUUGCAAGAGCACAUCAACUCGUCAACGAAGGCUACAAAUAUCACUUCAAGAGUCAGGACGUGGUGACAGUAUGGAGCGCCCCAAAUUACUGCUACAGAUGUGGAAACCUGGCAUCGGUAUGCGACAUUGGCGAAGACAUGAAGCCAACCUUUAAGCUUUUUAGCGCUGUCAAGGAUGAGCUACGACACGUUCCACCAUCAAGAGGUGGACGAAAUGAAUAUUUCCUUUGA
This is a messenger RNA of Fonsecaea nubica, 1572 nucleotides long. RefSeq names its product serine/threonine-protein phosphatase. The record is from RefSeq and is a predicted model, not a curated record. Bases 1 to 1572 code for a protein of 523 amino acids. The transcript has 3 exons. Lineage: Eukaryota; Fungi; Ascomycota; Eurotiomycetes; Chaetothyriales; Herpotrichiellaceae. Gene Ontology annotation, biological process: G1/S transition of mitotic cell cycle; peptidyl-serine dephosphorylation. Gene Ontology annotation, cellular component: cytoplasm. Gene Ontology annotation, molecular function: protein serine/threonine phosphatase activity.